Stylophora pistillata is the source of this 1876-nucleotide messenger RNA. RefSeq names its product lysosomal phospholipase A and acyltransferase. The record is from RefSeq and is a predicted model, not a curated record. Gene Ontology annotation, biological process: lipid metabolic process. NCBI's taxonomy places the organism in Eukaryota, Metazoa, Cnidaria, Anthozoa, Scleractinia, Pocilloporidae.
AUACUCGUUAAUACACAAAAAAUUUUUUUUCGUUACAAAAAUUGAACGCUAACAACGCCAGGAAUGAAUCGAUUACAAUACACCGGCAUCAAAGGCUUCGAGAGCGGAACCACGAGACAAAACAAGAACUAUUUUCGUUCCAGGAGAUGGAGGAAGUCAACUUCAAGCUCGCAUUAACAAGUCAACAGUACCACACGUGUGGUGUGAAAAAACUUCAAGUUCCUGGUUUGACUUGUGGCUUAGCAUAGAGUCAAUGUUACCAGGGGCCAUCGAAUGCUGGGCAGACAAUAUUAGGCUUGCCUUUAAUGAAACAUCUCAAAGGAUGGGCAAUGCACCUGGAGUGGAGGUACAAGUUCCAUAUUUUGGUACAACCCAAGGUGUGUCAUAUUUAGAUCCUUCUUUGUAUCACCCAGGAGAGUAUUUUGCUGAAAUGGUGGCUGCUCUCGAAAAGAUUGGAUUUGAGGAAGGUAUAUCACUGCGAGCUGCACCAUUUGACUUCAGAUAUGCACCAAAUUCUGCCCAUGAAUACUUUGCCAACUUGAAAGCUCUAAUUGAAGACACAUACUUGAAAAACAAUAAAACGCAAGUUGUUCUGCUCUCUCACAGCCUGGGAUGUCCUUACACUCAUCACUUUCUCUACAACAUGUCCCAGGAAUGGAAGGACACACACAUAAAGGCUUGGGUGACUAUCGCUGGGGCAUGGGCCGGUUCAGCCAAACUGAUGCGUAUAUAUGCAUCAGGAACCAAUUUAGGUUUUCCAGAUGUUAUUCUUGAGCCACUGAACCUCAGGCCAGUUUUACGAACUUAUGAGAGCUCUGCUUUUUUGAUGCCCAGUAAAGAUUUUUGGUCUGCGGAGGAGGUCAUUGUUGAGACGGCCAAUCUGAACUAUUCAGUAGGAAACUUGGAGAGAUUUUUCCAUGACAUUCAGUAUCCAGAUGCCAUUAACAUAAGUCAACGGGUACCACCUGUGUGGAUCAAUGACCCGCCCAAUGUACCUUUGUAUUGCCUGUAUGGCACAGGAGUACCAACACCUGAAAAGUUUGUUUAUGGAGCAGAUGAGUUUCCUGAUACAUUUCCGAAGACAUUGUUUGGAGAUGGUGAUGGGACUGUUAAUAUUCGCAGCCUUAAGGCUUGUCAGAGCUUUGUUGGAAAACAGAAACAAAAAGUGUUCACAAAGUCAUUUUCAAAUGCAGACCACAUGGGUAUUAUUGGUGACAUAAGGGUGAUUGAAUUUGUGAGGAAUCUCAUCAGUUCAAUGGAUUGAUUGUGCAAAUGGUUUUCUUUUUAUCUGAGAUUUUCUUGCACUGUCAACACAAUCAUGUGCAUGAUCUGUAAAUAUUUUAGUGGAAUAAGUUAUAUCUCUCCAUAAGUACUACACGACAUUUACAAAAUGAUAGCCUAAUUCUGAAAAUAUGUUUUAACACUUCAUAUUUAUUACCUUGAUGAAAUUACCUCUCGGAGUAUCUUUGAAAAGGGGGAGUUAAUAUCCUACAAGAGGUUCUGUAGUACUUUAUAGCAUUCUCAACACAAUCACGUCUUCUAGGUUUUGCAGUGAGAAAAAAUUGGGUGUUGGUUUUCCCAAGUCCUUUUAGAGAACUGUUUGCAGUUGAAACUUUUGUCAAUUUUUUUCAAGUUUCAUGUUAUGUACAAAAUGCAAUAGUGUUCCAGAUUCCGUUUGAGGUAUAGGGAAAUAUUUUAGAAUUAUUGAAUACGACCUAACUUGACAAAAACAGCAGUACUGUUUUACCCAUGGCUUUUUUAGGUUGAUGUAUUUCUUUUGAAAUUAAAUUGAAUUGCGCUCUAUUUAGUGAUAACUACUUUUGAGUAUUUAAUAAUUCUAAAAUUGCUUUUUGACUUUAAAAGACGAAAAAACCUA